Podarcis lilfordi (Lilford's wall lizard) is the source of this 8850-nucleotide messenger RNA. NCBI's taxonomy places the organism in Eukaryota, Metazoa, Chordata, Lepidosauria, Squamata, Lacertidae. The record is from the annotation of a GenBank genome assembly.
CUCUCUCUCUCUCUCUCUCUCUCUCUUCCCGUGGUGCCCCUUAAAUAAUGAAAACCCCAGGCACGACAGUGAAAAGCCAAUAUCACAGAAAGAGAAUAAUGGGGAAUCAAUUACAGCCCUGCUCCUGAGCCAUCAGGCACUGGUUUCUGCCACUGCCGAGAAAAAGUGAAAGUGCAGGCCCAGCCAGAAGGAGAAAAAGGAUGUGCAGCCUUAUCCACUCUGCCUGGGCCUGGGGUGAUGUUUGGGAGUGGGUGUGUGGAGGGGAGGCCAUUCUAAUGAGUGUGAACCGACUCCAGGACUGUAGCAUCAAGUGAUCACUAUAAUUUACAAGGCAGUAAAGGUAAAGGGACCCCUGACCAUUAGGUCCAGUCGUGGCCGACUCUGGGGUUGCGGCGCUCAUCUCGCUUUAUUGGCCGAGGGAGCCGGCGUACAGCUUCCGGGUCAUGUGGCCAGCAUGACUAAGCUGCUUCUGGCGAACCAGAGCAGCGCAUGGAAACACCGUUUACCUUCCCGCCGGAGCGGUACCUAUUUAACUACUUGCACUUUGAUGUGCUUUUGAAUCCCCGUCGCAGGGAUUCGAACCGCCAACCUUCUGAUCGGCAAGUCCUAGGCUCUGUGGUUUAACCCACAGCGCCACCCGUGUCCCUUACGAGGCGGUAGUUGCUCACUAAUGGCAAAGACAGUGCCAUCAUGUCAGGAGAAGUCGCAGCAUGGGUGCCUAGGAGUUGAACUGAAGAGUAUCGCGGGAAGCAGCAGGUAGAAGUAUCUCUGGGCCCGUUCUUUUGUCUAAUUUGGGGAGCAGUUGUUCUGAGACUUUGUAUGUGGUUGAGGAUGACCCAUGAAGUACAGCAAACAGGUUCCUAGGGAUAACACACAUCCCUGCGUGCAGGGUCACAGAGGUGCGUUGUGAUCAUCUGGCUAAGCAGUCCAGUGUUUGCUGUAGUGGGCACAUUGACCUCCCCACUCAAAUGAGUGCCAGUUUUACUUUUUUCCAUUCCCUCCUAUCCCAGAAAAUAUGUGAUUAUGUUCAACGACACAGUGGAGGUAAGGAGCCUUGCCCCUACCUCUUAACACUGGGUUUGUGAAAUGGCUAUGGGAAGACGUUGGUCUGGUGCCCAGAAAUAAAACCACUCCUCUUCUGGUCCUGCUGUUUGGUUCAGCAUUAUGCCCAAAUCCAGGUAGUGUGCAGCAGCAGUGUGGCCAGGCAGCGGGGAACAAAGUGGCCACAAUUUUCAUUCCAUGCAAUUGCACAUUCAUGUGUUCUUACUUUGCUUCCUGUGUGCAAACUGGGCUAUUUUGUGUGUGCGCAUGCAUGCUCUGGUCUGGGGAAGGGGAACAUGCCCCCUUCUUGUUCUGCUGGCUACACCCAUUAAUAGCCAAAUGGGCACAAACCUACAUGGUGUACAGCCACACGAGGCCAAUAGUAAAGAUGUCUAUAUAUUACCUCCAGGAUCAGAGAUGCCAUGCCUCUGAAUACUAGUAAUGUAUUUCACAGUGAGUAGGAAGAGAAUACUAUCCUCAGGUCCUGCUUAUAGACUUCUCAAGAGGCAUCAGGUUGGCCACUGUAGGAAGCAGGAUACAACAUGGGCCUUUGUUGGUUUGAUCCAGCAGGGUUAAUCUUAUGGUGAGGACAGAGGUGGAUUUAGGGGAGUGUGACCAGUUUGCCCGCACUGGCUGCUGAGCCAAGAGGGUGCCGCAACAAUGACAAACAACAGAAGGGGAGAGGCAGGGGUAUAUGCCAAAUUUUGGCAUUGCUCAAGGGUGGAAUCGACACACAUACAAAAAAAGUUGUGAAAAUGCUUUUAUUAUAUAUAUAUAUAUAUGUUGUUAUUGUUGUUUAGUCGUAUCCGACUCUUCGUGACCCCAUGGACCAGAGCACGCUAGGCUCUCUAUUAUAUAUAUAUAUAUAUAUAUAUAUAUAUAUAUAUAUAUAUAUAUGGUAAUUUGCCAUUAGUGUCACAUUUGUAUAAUAACGCACUUAAAAUAUCAUAUCUGCAGCUUUAUAGCUGAAUCUAAGGUGCUGCUUUAAAGCCCAAAGUCUGCCACUGAUGAGGACUCCUCUUCCUGGCACAUGUUCCUGAUGUGAAAACAGUUAGUUAGUUGUACCAAUAGGAAAGUUGUUCUCAUCAUGGCCCAGUUUAGGCCUGACAUUUUACACUAGCCGGAUUAGCUGAUCUUAAGGGUCGGAGUGACAGGCAUUGCAGGCAAAAGGUGCCUGUUACUGCCAGAGCAACAGCAUGUUAAAGGAGUUGGACCCACACGCACCACCUCUGUCCUUGCAAUGCCAGCAGCAGCUCAGCUGAUUUCUGUCUUGGCUUAGCUUUGGCAUGUAUGUUGCAACUCCUUCACUCCUGCUUCGUUUCCAUUGGUUGCAAUGGGGGCAUCUGCAAUACAAGACAGCAAGUAGUGAGUGGAGAGUCAGGAGAGAAUACAGGAGGGGCAGGUCUGAGGAAGCAGACAGGCCUCUAGUUAUUCAUACAAGUCUGCCAAUCUCUUGGUCAUGCUUAAAUGUGUAACUAAGACACAGGGCUUUUAUAUGUAAUAACUCAGGUUUCCUAACAUUGUAUAAGGUUGCUCUUAGCUUGGUGUCUGAUUUUUGAGUGGCACAGAUAUACUGUGUUUUUCCGUGUAUAAGAUGACCCCCGUGUAUAAGACAACCCCCUAUUUUGGACGAAAGAAGCAGCAGCAGCAAAAAACAUAGUCUUAUACACAGAAAAAUAUGGUACUCGGGCUGCUUCCAUACUAGGUGUUUUUUUUUUUUGUAAGGGUAAAAUUGCCUCACCUUGUUCACUCAAAUUUUACAAAACGGAUGUGUCUCUGUGAUGUCGUCCACAAUUUGUAAACCUCCUGCGUUUCCCCCAGAGCAUCUUCCAUUUGUUUUAUUAUUGCAGACAGUCUGUGUGCAGAAGAGCAAUGCAUUCUCCAAAGAUAUAGAUACCAUUAGUGUUGCUCUUCCAUCUUUUCCUUUUUCUAAGAUGGAAGAGUAGCAUUAAUUGCCCGCUUGGUGUGGGAAGGUAAAACCCUAUCACAGCUCAGCAUACCUUUGUGGUGGACACAAUUUUAUAAAACAGUUAACAUUUUAAUUGGUCUUUUAAUUACCCCUACAUCACUUUUCUAUAUGGAUUGUUCAAAACAAUACUAAAAUAUUUGCAAAGUACUGGGUAAAUGAAAUAGCACAAUUAUGAUAAUGUACAAAAGAAAAAGGCUUUAUGGUCACUGGCAUUUUAGCAAUGUGUUCCUCCCCCAUUAAUUUUUUCCAUUGUAUACUCCUGAUUCGAAAUAAACAUUAUGCUUUGUUUUGUGGUAUUUAAUGGGUAUAUAUAUAUAUAUAUAUAUCCCACAAUUAAAAGCGUGGUGUCCAAACUUUUUUCAAAGAGGGCCAGAUCUGAUGACGUGAAGGGCCAUGAGGGACGACUGAAGGGACAACCAAGGUUGUUGACCUUUUUUUUAGGAUUUAAGUUGUUGAGCUUUUCUUAGGGUUGAAGUUGUUCAGCUUUUUUUAGGAUUUAAGUUGUCAAGGUUUUUUUAGAAAUUUACCCCAGGAAAUAAACUGCCACAGGGGCUGGACUUUGGACAUGCCUGGAGUAGGGGCUUAGUGCUAAAUAAUUAAAUAAUUUUAGUUUAUUGUUUUUAAAGGAUCACUUGGAAUCUCCUCCCCUCCAAUAGUAACUCAAGUGAUUUGAACCUUCACCCAUUCUGCAUCAUACUGCUAGUGUAGAUGGAGCAUAGCGGGGUGAGCAUUUGGGGAAAGUGCAGGAGCUCCAGUAGUGUGGAAAGUUGAUUGCAGUUCUGUAAGCUACAGUGGAAGAGCAAAGAUUAAUUAAUAUUAUGUGUGCUUCAAAAAAAAAGUUGUGGGAUCAGUACUUCUUGUGCGUGCACUUUUUAAAAACAGCAUCCACAUGAUGUCGUUGGCAGCAAAAUGCCAGCCCAUUCCUCCUCCUCCUCCUCCUCUCCAUUUAAUCUGGGUCUACCCUUUUUUUGGGAAAUCCAAUAAGUCAAAAACAAACAAACAGAUAACUAUGCUAUCCUAAUAACACCUUGCAAAUUAACCCCUAUCUGGAAGCACACUAGGAGCUAUCUAUCUGGAAGUAAAAAAAUUCUCACACUAACACGUGUUUAUAUUUGUAUGUGAAGGUAAAUAUUCUAUAUUGCAUUUGCAGUAUUCUGAAACUAGGCCAACAGAGCAAUUCAAACCCCACUUAGGGCUUAUCAGCCAUCAGUGGCCCACAAUGGCCCAAUAAUCUUGCCCUUCCUACUUUUGGCUGCGGAAGUGGCAGUGGUUCUGCUACUCCAUCGAGCUCUGGCAUAGGCAGUGCCAAGAGUGGUUUGUGCCUUAAGGCUGCAGUCCUGUACAUACUGGGAGUUUGUCUUCUAAGUACCCAUGUCUAGGAUUGCACUGUAGUCCCUAUACACACUUACCUGGGAGUCAUCUCCACUGAAAAUAAAAAAAAGUUUUUAACUUAAAAACUCUCCUCUUUGCAGGUUUGGUUUCAGAACCGAAGGGCCAAAUGGCGGAAGAGGGAGAAAUGCUGGGGCAGAAGCAGCGUAAUGGCAGAAUAUGGGCUCUAUGGUGCAAUGGUACGUCACUCCAUCCCACUGCCAGAAUCCAUCCUCAAAUCGGCCAAGGAUGGCAUAAUGGAAUCCUGCGCUCCUUGGCUGUUGGGUAAGAGAUGAACCUUGGGAAUGGACCUAUUUUGUCUAGCGUUUCUGGUAGGGUUCUGUCAGUGAUGAAGGCAAUAAAGCAGUUGGACCAGGGAAGUGUAUAGGUAAACACAGAGAUUACUGCUACGAGUAUCAAGUUUGUCCAAUACAGAGAUGGAGAACUUGUUGCCAACAGAUGUUGCUGGACUGCAGCUCUUAUAAUUCCUGACCAUGGGCCAUGCUGGCUGGAGCUGAUGAGAGUUAAGAGUCCAACAACAUCUGGAAACCACAAAUUCCCCAACCUCCUGGCUGAAAUUUGGUCAUCUAGGGAUUUGAUCCCCAGGCUCUAAGUUGUGAUUACCAAUAGUGCAUUAUUUCCAAGGGGAAAUUACGCUAUUAUACUUUAUGAACUUCAAACCCCUUAAUGCUUCUUAUUCUUAGGCCUGGUGCUUAUGCCUCACUCCAACAGCUAUUUUGUGGUGAGUUCUCCUUGCCCAUGCUGUGAUGUCGUAUCAGGCGUUUUCACGCCCCUCCCAGAUGUUCAUACUGGCAUCUAGCUGAGGAUGUAGACUUUUGAUAGGAUGGCAAAAAUGGUUGUGGUUCCUUAAACAAAAACCCACAACUUUAUUGUGGCAUGAAUCUUCAUAUGCAAGAGUCUGUUCUAUCAGAUGCAUAAAGAAGAAGCAUAGUGGGUAGUUGCCUAUAGCAGAUCAUACAAUAAUAAAUAGAGCAAAGGGGUUGUAUAUAUGCAGAUAUUAAGAGCUCUGCUGGAUCAGACCAAAGACAUGUCUAGUUUAACAUUCUGUCCUAUAGUAGUUGCUUCUAGAAAGUUUGCAAACAGGCCUUGAAGUCAAUAGCCCUUCUCGCUGCCUAAUUUAUGAUAUUCAGAGAUAAAAUGCAUUUGAAGAUGUCCUUGAUAUUUGUCUAAUAUGUUUUGGAAACUAUCUAAACUAGUAGCCCUCACAGUGGGUUUAGCAAAUUUCCUCUUGCACUCCUGUUCCUUGCUUGGCUCUUCUCUUCUGCUUUUUCAAACUAAGGCUACAAAUAAAGUUAACUUAUGGUUUCUUACAAAUAUGCUGCUUCGUACUUCUGGCUACUAUGUGAAACCCAGAGUGGAAAGAGGGAGAGAGAGGGAAAAGGGCUGCAAAGGAUGUGUGAGAAGAAAUCAGUAGCGUACUUCUCAGCCCUGUAGGCGAUAGCAUAACCAGAGUCCCCCCACCAGGGCCUUCUUCACAUACAGAGUUAUUGCGAGAAGCACAUUGCCACCAUUUUAUCUCUGUUAGCAGAGAAUUACCCAGUCUAAUAGAGUUAGGUGGCCCUGUAUCUCUGGGUUCUUCCUUGCCCACCCACUAGGCUGGAGUGGACAGCUCCUGCCACUUUGAUAUCCUAGAAUGUGUCUUCUGUAUUAACAGCAUUUUGUGCAUUUCUCAAUAAGUGCAACUUCCUUUCCCAACUCUGCUGCUGUCCCUGCUUGUGGACAACUUGUCCCAAACAGGAUGCCCCAUCCCAUCAAAAAUGCACAGACUUGGCAUUAUGAUUACGACUCAGGUGUAGUCAUGGCUCAUUGCAGCACUGGCCCCAGUUUCUUACCUAGUUUUGGCCUGUCUCUGCCAGAGAACUGGCCUGAGCUCCCCCUCAUGCAGGGCCCAGAGCAAUGAGCUCUCUGUGUGACUGCUGUUUGAAGCAAGGCUUUCUGCUUUUCCUUAAUUCUGGCCUCUCUUUAUCUUUACUGUUUUCAGUUCAAGAUGGCUUUCCCAUGCCCAGGCGCUUUUCUAAACCCGAAUACCAACAAUUCUUUUUAGGGAUGCACAAAAAAUCUCUGGAAGCAGCGGCUGAGGCAGGAAGGAAGCCAGAGGUGGAACGCCAGGCUCUGCCCAAGCUUGACAAGAGUGACAAGGAAGAAAGGGGGCCUGACUCCAAAACCACCAUUUCCCAGGAGGAACUGAGAGAGAACAGCAUUGCUGCCCUCAGGGCCAAAGCUCAGGAGCACAGCACCAAAGUCCUGGGGACCAUCCCUGGAGAUCCUCCUACGUCAAUCAGGAAGCCAGAGAAAGAGGAAGAGGCAGCCACGGCGGAGGAUGAACGGCAAAUGGAAAAGUCAGAUUUAUCACAAGAGGAAGAUAAGCUGAUUUAGAAGGAAGGGGAUGAUAGGAAUCAGCCAUCCUCUCUAAGAUUGACUCCUCUAGGAGCUACAACCUCCUCUCAGACUAACAGGGCCCCUCCUGCAGCCCCUACACACAUGGAGGUAGGCCCCACUUGGUCUCUGUACAUUCCAGGAAGCCACGGCUAAGGCCACGUUCCGUCAGGUGUGUCUAUAGAGACUGCUUUCCCUCGGGAGCAUAUUGCCCCUGCAGUCCCUGUCCUCAGGAGCGCUCUCGCUCUAUGUCCCCACAUUUCAAGGAAAAGGGAGGUGGGAAUCAUGUACCGUCUUAGUCGGAGAGGUAAAUCAAGCUAGGAUUUUUUCCCUCAACACCAGCCGUUAAACCAACGUUGGGUCUUUCCCCGCUUUCCCCCUUAUUCAACCUCUGUUGUCCCAUUCUCAUCCUCAUCCUAAAAAGAAGUAUUUCUGUCAUUUCACCGUAUAUAUGACAGGCAGUCUCUUUAUCCUUGUCUCAGUCAGGUUGUUAGCUUUUUCAGAAGAAGAAUUACCUUUUCUUUUUAUAUGUUAAUGUAUACAUGUUUUGAACUGCCCAUCGCUUAGCAUUGAGGCCAAGGUUUUUUUAAAAAAUAAAGGAAGCCAGCCACUCCUUUCUCCAAAAGUCAGGCCAAAUUUAAAACUGGCAAGGUGGCAACCCUACCUCAGAUCAAGUCUCUUUCUCACUGCGGUAUCAACAUUGUAGUUGAUUGAAGAGGUCCUGGCACCCUUCCAGUGCAAUGUGAAUUUUCCGUGGAGAAUAUACACCCCUGUUGUGACUUGUUUAUGGCACCCAGACUGCAACAUUCCAAAAUCCUGACCUGCUCUCCUCAGGUGGCUAUGCCGUUUUCCGUUUUAGCCCGAUUGUUCAAGGAAAAUUCUGUUAAAACUAUUACAUAUGGCAUUGAGUGUAUUCUUACAGUAGUUUGACUCUUCCAUAAAAGUCUUUCCUAAAGGAGGCCUCGUUUGUUCUGAAAUGGAAAAGGAGCAAUUAAUUACUGAAAAGAGAGGUAUACUAUGGUUGCUCGGGUAUUUUAUAUUGUCUGAGGUGGAAGCCUUGCCUCCUCAUUCCAAUUUGGGAUGUAAGAUCUGACAGGGUUAGGCGAUGGUGAGAAAAAUGCACUCUGAAUACACUCGUGUCACAUAACAUAUUCUAGGAGUUACAUGUAGCAUUUAAAACCAUCCAGGGCUUUGCCCUUGUGAACCUUAGCUCAGUUUAAGUCAGGGCUGGAGUCUAAACAGUUGGUUCAUGUUUCUCCAGCAGAAGUCAAUAAUAAAUGGAGAAUCACAGCCAUCCUACCAGUAGCCAAAUUUAUAGGGGAGGUUUUACUGGUAAGUUUUUCACCUGCGUUUUAGAAUACUAAGAGUCCGAGAGAUGUGCUUAGGUCAGCGCUUGGCUCUCAGAUAAAAGUGAGAACUGACUUUAUUGGUGAUCGCUCAUUCACACAUGCACGUCAUUGCUUGAUGCUGCAGUCAUCAAAUGAUGUGUGAAAUAGCCUAUCUGAGGCAGACUGCUUGGGUGAACUUCCCCAAUGCUACUCAUGUGCAGCAAAAAUAUUAGCUGAACAAUUUGUCCGAUGUAAGUAGCAUAAAAUAAAGCACUAAUGGACAUCUUGGUGUCCCAAAAAAAUAAAAUUCACAUAUCCCGUUACCUUCAUAGGCAAUUGACUCAGACACUGAGAUGAAGUCAUGUACACAAUGCCAUAAGAAACUGCCUCAAUUCCAUGACAACAUUGCUCUCCUAUCCUUUUUUCUGUGAAGGCCCCUGGACAGCAAGUGUCACGUUCCCUUUCCCUGUCCUUGUUUCCAGCAAGAGCUGCUUUUACCUGAAGUUGUUGUUUUGGUUAUGAUUGAUCUUUCCUCCCCACAUAACCCCAUUCUGCCUAUGUCCCAGUUCUUUGGCGUCUUAGAUUAUAGCACUCAGUAUGUAAAUAAUGUAUAUAUGGUGAGAAAAGUUGGUAUUUGAGGUGUUUAAGAUACAAAGUUGUAACAACUAGUCAUUUGAAACCUGUGAUUUUUUUUGUGCCAUUUUCUGUAAAGAUAUAAAUCAGAAUAAAACCGAACUAAAGAUGAGC